AAAAAACUUAGCUGUUCCCAUCUUUUGUCCGUCAUUAUCUGUUCAAAGUUUUUUUUUUUUUUAAACAUUACUCCAAAUCCAAAAUCAGAUCGAAACAACUAAUCAAUCAGUUUCUAACUCAGUCGGAGAAAAUGUCGCAAGAUCACGACGAAACAGAGAAGAAAUCCUACGCAGACGUUGCCGGUGGCGAUGGCGAUGAUGCCGGAGAAACCGUCAACGGAGAGACGAUGGACGGUCGCCUCAAAACGGACUACGUGGAGGUUGUGGAGGAUGAUGAUUCGGAGAGUCUCUACUCCUUGCUCUGCAUCACGAUCGGUUCGAUUCUGUUUCCCGAUUCCAAAACCGGGUAUGCCUCCUCCUCGUCUUUGCUUCAACGAAUAAGAAACUCAUUCGCCGAGAAUGGACCGAAGCUUCGAGAAGCUUCUCGCAAAACUUCACGCGAGGUUCUCCAGUGGACUCGUCGAGGCAGCCCGCUUCGUGCACUGCUUGUCAUCACUAUUGGAACAAUAGUUCUCGUUACGACGAUGGCUUUGGUUGUCUUCACGCUCUUCUUCGUAGCUGCGACAUUCAAUGCGAUCAUAAUCUCUCUUUUGGUUUCGCUCGCUGCUGCUGGUGGCUUCUUGGCGCUCUUCUUUCUCUCCUUGGCUGGUAUUUACAUCGGAGCUUUAUCCGUUGCCGCUUUCGUCAUCUCCACCGUUACAGUAUCAGCGGUUGUUUGCGUUUUAAUUGCUUCAGGUUGGAUAGGGUUUUUCUAUGCUGUGUGGUUGGGAGCAAGAGGAAGCCUGCGCUUGGCGAAGCAAUCGCUUUCAGUGAUGGGAGGUAACACUUUCAGUCGUCAUCACCAACACAAAGGUCGAGAGGUUAGCAUCGAAUCAUCCAGCUGAGGAUAGGAUGAUUGGUCGAGCGUGUUGUUUGUGGAAUUUUUAUAUACAAACGUUUCUUUGUUGCGAAGUAGCAGAGAACCAUAAGAGAGUCGUUUUUUUUUUAAUCAAUGUCUACGUUUGGAUUAUGACUUUGGAUCUGUGUAUGCAUACAUUUGUCUUUAAUGUACUUAAGAAUGAUGAAUAUGCAUUAUGAAAACUCAA
Raphanus sativus (radish) is the source of this 1085-nucleotide messenger RNA. RefSeq lists its product as uncharacterized. NCBI's taxonomy places the organism in Eukaryota, Viridiplantae, Streptophyta, Magnoliopsida, Brassicales, Brassicaceae. The record is from RefSeq and is a predicted model, not a curated record. The coding region runs from base 132 to 884 and encodes 250 amino acids. The transcript is spliced from 3 exons.